GCCUCGUGCGCUGAACUGUCCACCGUCAAGCGUCAGUUGCAGUUCGUGGCUCGGUAUUGUAAGGUGGUACCAAUCGGGUAUUUGUGAACCGGCGCCUAUAGCCGCAUGUACGAAAGGAGUGUUGAUGUUAAACCGUUUGGUUGAAGCUGUAAUCGUAGGGUUGAAACUUUCCUAAAGCCAUUUGGUGGAUUGUGGUGUUUAACGGUGUUUUAGUGUGGGCAAUUGAAGUUUAGCUUUGGUGCUGUUUUUGUGCGUCAUUGUGUCCUGGACUGGUCCAGGAUUGCAAAUUGAAUAGUACUAUGGCUGCUCGUAUGGCUUCACUGUGUGCAGCAGUGGCGAUCUGCACCUUAUGCUCGAUCGCUUCUGCACUUCCGCAACAGACGGUGACCUACCACGGAAAUCUGUACCCUUCCUUGGGGACAUCGGUUGUUGGAAGCACACCGAAGCUUCUGCUUCCAGAUUCUAGCUCAUCGGAAGAACGCGUUCUUACAGGAUCAGAAGAUUUCUUGGCCUCGUUUUCUUCCGGCGGUGAGGAUAGCUGCAGCUUCGACAAAUAUGCGUUUGAUCACGACGGUACAGUGAAGUACGGUAACAAACUGCCAGCCCUUUCCCAGUUCACGCUCUGCAUGUGGAUGCGAUUCACCAAUCAUACCGGCGACCACACAAUCCUCACCUACUCCGCGGAAGAUGAACCACGCGAAAUACAGCUCUGGAUAUCCAACAACAUGGGCAUGAGCUUCAUUAGUAUGGCCGUUCAUGGCCAGUCACUCUUUAGGUUGAACUAUCCUUUCAAAAUGCGAAAGUGGCACCACGCUUGUGCGUCGUGGAACGGUAAGACCGGCGAAUGGCAACUGUGGAUCAAAUCGGAACGCGUCGGACGCGGAUUCCACAACCGGCUGGUAAAUUACGAAAUCAAACCCUACGGUACGCUGUUCUCCGGUGGUCCAUCCAUUACCGGACUGACUGAUGUUGGGUUGCACUUCGAGCUGACGGCGAUCCAGAUGUACAAGGUAGCGCUGAGCGCGGGAAAGGCACACCGCGACCACAAACAUCACCAUGUGCACCAUUUCGAUCAUAACGGCGGUGAGGUUUCGUCUACCACACCACGGACGCAGGUGGCGCCUUCACCUCAACCGGCGAACCCGCUGCUAGCAAAUGGACAGAUACCAACGCGCGUUAAGAUCAAUCUAGCGACAAAUGGCCCCCAACAGAACAGUGGCUCACUAGGCAUUCCUACCAAGGGUUUACCGUCUCAGCUCGUCGGUGGUUUUAGCCCGUCCACCGGCAAUGGUGCCACCGUUACGACCAACUUUGUCAACGGUCAGUUCAGUACCGGUGUUCGAUUCCUGCAGGAGCAGCUCGCAUCAAACAACGUGAUCGGUCAGUUCCCUCGCACAAGCGGAUCGAUCGGUUCGUCCAGUACGUUUACAUUCCCCGAUAGUAGCAGCGAGUUGCUCGCGGGUCCAUCGACAAACUCUGGCGGUGCAUACUCCAUCGUUCAACUUCCCACCGACACAAGCCCGCGGAAGCUUUUCAAGCGUCAAACGGCAGCGAAGAUAGCCGCCAAGCUCGACCAAACCGGUGCUGCGACGGAAACGAAAACAAAGCGCGACUUGAUUCAGCUACAGGACGGUUCACUAUUGCAGAGCUCCGAGUACAUAUUUGACGGAUUGGCAGAGUUUGGUUUGCCCGACUUCAAGAAUAAGGUGGGCCGCGAAACGGAUAUUGAGGAUGAAAUUCGCGAGCACGAUAAAGAACCUGCCGAGGAGGAGGUGCGUGCUGUCAUGAACAUCUGCUCCAAGUGUGCACCGGAACCUUUUGCCAAGGCGCUCAUAUUCGCGUGGAAGGAUGCAGUGACGGAAUUGGGUGGUGCACUAUCGGCUAAGGCGUCAUCUCACUGUGGCCAUUUCUAGGAUUGGGUGGGGAAACCCCAACCGGUCCCGCAUGGAGUAGGAUCCGAGGCCGAGAUGAAACGCUCGCAGUACGUAACGUAAACAGUAUGGAAUAUUUAAAUACCUCAAACCGUACAUUAUUAGUGUAUUUCUAUGAAGCCAUAGCCCAAGAGUGAGAGGUGUACAAGUGAUGUAUGCACUAAAAGCGUAAUAAAUGUAUUAUACCAUAUCGAC
Molecule: messenger RNA, 2126 nt
Organism: Anopheles funestus (African malaria mosquito)
Lineage: Eukaryota; Metazoa; Arthropoda; Insecta; Diptera; Culicidae
Gene: b6
Exons: 6
Coding region: 300-1913 (537 amino acids)
Source: RefSeq, a predicted model, not a curated record